AUGGCUCCAUCAGCAACUCAAGAUCUCGCUAUCCACCCUUCAACCAAGAUCAAAGACCUCGCUUCCCCUUCUAAAGCUACUCUUCCGCUUCCUGCAAACACAAGGGCUCGAUUGGAAAAAGCUGGUAUUGACCUCUCGAAUGGUUAUCCUACACGUCCGGGUCGUCCUUUAUAUCUCCAAGAUGUCUUCGAUAUCCGCAAUACACCACGAGAACACCACGACGCAGGAUCUCGUGCCGAUAAAACAAAGAAAAACCUCUUUGAUGCUAUUCGUAAGAAUAAUGGCAAGAUAGUUGAUCUAACUAAAAACAUCGGAACGGAAAUAAGUGGUAUUCGUCUUGAUGAAUUGACGGAUGAACAGAAAGAUGAAUUGGCGUUAUUAGUGGCAGAGAGAAGUGUAGUAUUUUUGAGGGGACAGGAUGGAUUGAGUCCAAAGGUGCAAAGGGACUUGGGGGCUUGGUGGGGAGAGGUUGAGGUUCAUCCACAAGUACCGCAUGUACCAGGACUACCUGGAGUAACCGUCAUUUGGCCUGCUUUGCAAGCUAGUGAGACAUCAAGGAAGACUGAUUUUAGAAAUCCAGGUGGGGCGAGUCGAUGGCACUCAGAUUUGGUGCAUGAACUCCACCCUGCAGGAUUAACCCAUUUACACAAUGACACUGUCCCAGAAGUCGGAGGUGACACAUUGUGGGCAUCAGGAUAUGCAGCUUACAGUAAGCUGUCUCCCGAAUUUCGGAAAUUCAUCAAUGGGAAACAGGCUAUCUAUGUUUCGACGCAUACCUACCUCGAUCGAGAUGAUCCAUCUGCUGGACCUAAACACAUAGAACGAGUACAUCCUAUUGUGCGUGUUCAUCCUGUGACAGGAUGGAAAACUCUGUGGGUGAAUAGGUCGAUGACAAAGUCGAUUGUUGGAUUGGAUAAGGCGGAGAGUGAUUUGAUUUUGGGAUAUCUGUAUGAUGUCUUCGAGAAGAAUGUGGAUAUCCAGGUUAGAUUUAGAUGGACCGCUGGGACGAGUGCUAUUUGGGAUAACAGAAGUACAAUCCACAACGCCAGUUGGGACUAUGAGGGAACAGAAGAGAGACAUGGAACUAGAGUCACGAGUUUGGCGGAAAAACCUUACUACGAGGAAGGAGCAAAGUCCAGAAGGGAAGCUUUGGGAUUGGAUGAUGACUAA
This is a messenger RNA of Sclerotinia sclerotiorum 1980 UF-70, 1170 nucleotides long. RefSeq lists its product as hypothetical. Lineage: Eukaryota; Fungi; Ascomycota; Leotiomycetes; Helotiales; Sclerotiniaceae. The transcript has 5 exons. Bases 1 to 1170 code for a protein of 389 amino acids. Gene Ontology annotation, molecular function: 2-oxoglutarate-dependent dioxygenase activity. Gene Ontology annotation, cellular component: cytoplasm. The record is from RefSeq and is a predicted model, not a curated record.